Selaginella moellendorffii is the source of this 946-nucleotide messenger RNA. Its product is annotated as B-box zinc finger protein 32-like. The record is from RefSeq and is a predicted model, not a curated record. Gene Ontology annotation, molecular function: zinc ion binding. The coding region runs from base 125 to 913 and encodes 262 amino acids. Lineage: Eukaryota; Viridiplantae; Streptophyta; Lycopodiopsida; Selaginellales; Selaginellaceae. The transcript has 2 exons.
GAGGGAGCAAAAGGAAGAACAGAGGGAAUUUGGCGGUCUUGGUGUCGCGCAACUUGCUGUUAGAUCGAUCACGGGCUUGUGGAUGAGUGUUGGAGCAAGGCGCUGGUGAUCUUGCGGGGAUUCUAUGGAGAAAUCCAGGGAUUGUGAGCUCUGCCAGGUGAGAGCGGCGGUGUAUUGCUGCGCCGAUGAAGCGUACCUGUGCUGGAAGUGUGAUUCCAAGGUUCACGGGGCGAAUUUCAUCGUCGCCAGGCACUUGAGGUCGAUUCUUUGCGGUCGAUGCCAUUCUCCCACGGCUGUUCUUGCGGAAUCGUCGCCGCCGGGCCCUUGUUCUUCUCUGUGCCCUACUUGCGCUUGUCCAGCGUCCCUGGGCGAUAUUUCGGAGGAUUCCAUUCACAGCCAGCAUUCUUCCACCAUGGAUCAUGAUCUAGCCGCGGAAGAGGAGGUUUCGUCCGCGGCGCCGAAGAGGGCUCGAUCGAGCGAGCUAAGAACCAGAUCUAGAUCGCCGUCGCCGGAUUCCGUGAUUCCUGUUAGUAGGAAGCGCAAGAAUGCGGCAAUCGACGCGGCAGUGAUCCCCACGCAGCAGCUGGUAACGCUGGGGAGAUUGGAGUGUGUUCUUCGCAACUGGGAGGGUGCUCUGGGGCUAGAGCCCUCGGAUCACAGGGUUUCGCUGGCAAUGCAGCUAUUGCGGAGGAUUGCGGUGUCGAUCAAGGUGAAUCGGCUGCCAAAGCUGGAUGCCCGCGCCGCGCUUGCCGUGUGCCUGUGGAUCUCCCUCAAGCUCGAGCGUGAUCGAUUGUCGCGAUCGAUUCCUAGGGUUGAUCUAUUUGGGCGGUGCACGGGCAUCGCUGCUGACGUCUUGCUCACUGUGGAGGCCAGGCUUUGCGACGAGCUCUCCACGCCAAGAGUUUUCUUUUAAGAGAAAAAGAUUUGGUGACGUGUCAAGUUGUGA